This is a messenger RNA of Drosophila sechellia, 1580 nucleotides long. RefSeq lists its product as uncharacterized. NCBI's taxonomy places the organism in Eukaryota, Metazoa, Arthropoda, Insecta, Diptera, Drosophilidae. The record is from RefSeq and is a predicted model, not a curated record.
AUGGCGCGAACGGACGCGAUCGGUAAUCGAAUUAGGUAAACAAACACUCCAUAAGGCGGGCGUACGUUGAUAAUGUGUGCAUAAGCAAAUAGGAGACGGGAUUGGGAUUGGGAUUGGGACUCUGCGCUGGACAGAUCGGAUGGACUGCGAUGGAUGGGGGGAUCUCGAGGAGAGGGUUGCGAUUGCGGCGGCGAUGACGGGCGGAAAAAAACCUAAAUGAAAUUUCAUUUAGGUGGUCGCCAACGGCUGCGGACCAUCUGCUUGUGUGAAUGCUUGAUUGUUGAAGUGCCACUCGAUGGGGCGAGGGCGCACGCUACUCGCGGUGAUUACACUGGCCAAAAUUGGGAUCAAAUUGUUACGAAGUAUGUAUAUAUCACAUACAACUCUAUUCCAUAGAGUCCAUUGGUGCAACUCUUUAUAUCUGAAAUAUCACAGUGCUGUAAAGUUUCUUUGGUUGCGAUUAGUGCAGUUAAGUUCUGAGGAAUAUGGGUCAGCGGUUUACGUAAUUUCUUUCCGUGCAGCGAUCAGUAUCCAGAUAUUAUUUACUUAGUAAAUUAUUCCUGUUCGAUUGUUUGCGUUUGCUCUGGAUCUCUGGCAUGAGGGCACUCGAACGUCAUCGUCAGCAGCGUUUCAUUCAUGAUUCGCCUUUCACAAAUCGAAGGAACAUAUAUGCACGACUGUUCGGGGCAUUGUGCACUUUGCAUUCGAACAGACAAAUAAAUACAAAGGCAGUUCUGAUCAGCUUAGUGAGACAUCUCAUUAUCGCCAGGUGAUUCUGCUGAACCAUACCGUUUCGCAUCCAGAUUUCUGCACUCCCUCCUCUUUCCGCCCGUUCCCAUCCCAUCCGAUUUCAUCGCAUCCCAUUCCAUUGGGGAAUCAUUUCAGGUAAUUGCUUUUUAACUCGACUCUCAGCUUUCAUCUUUCAGCUUCCAAUUCGAAUCCUACAGCGCCGGGAGCCACUCAAUCCGUGGGCUUUGAUGCAAUUUGGCUUCUGUGCAGGCCACUCUGCCACUUGGUGGAGCCCGUUUCUGCCCCGUUCUGUUCUGAGAGCUGUGAUCUGUGUGGCUCCCCGAUCACGCCAUGUGUAGUUUAGUUGCAGUUUCGAUUCACAUCGGAUUGCCUUGCCCAGGCAGCACAUCAAUCAUCCAUCACGCACCAAAGGCCGGGAGACAACGACAAACUGGCAAUGCAAACCUGAAUGGCAAACGGCCCAUGCCACGCAUGCGAUUUAUAUGUGUCCAAGGUUCUCUCUGGAUCGCAAUGGAAGCAAUUUGGCCACUUCGCUGCACAUUUGACCGGAUUAAAAUUCCUUUCAAAUGGCUAUAUGCUACUAAGCUCUUUUAAAUUGCAGGCAUUUUAGUUAUUGUUAUUUAGCGAUCAUUUUGAUUGGUGUCCAUUAUGUUAUCUCUCAACGAAAUAACGAUUUAGUUUGUUUAAACAGGACUUCACAGGCUUAAAUCUUCUUUUAAUAAGUUAAUGUUUAAAAAUCGAGUUUUAAUGGCAAUUGGUCAGUUUAAAAGCGGAAGAGUAGUAAUGAAGUCCAAUAAAAAGGAAGCAAUUUAAUGCUCUUUUGUUUUAUU